AUGGCAAGAAGACAACCUACAAAACCUGUAAAUGAUUUGAUAAAAUUUUGGUCUGAACAAGAGGAAAAAAAAAAAGAACAAUCAAUAACAUCACCGAUAGCAAGAUCUCCUACACAUAGUAAAACUUUAUCUCCAAAUGCAUCUACUCCUUCUUCUCCUAGAUCAGAUUAUUUCUCUCAGCAGCAACAAAACCUACAUCAAUUAAACACCAAGUUAUCACCUACAACUUCUCCUCAUAAUAAAAACUCGCAUUUCAACAAAGAUGAUCUGGAUAAUAUCAAAUCAUCGUCAGAAAAUCCUCUUUCUAUAGUUCCUCUUAAAUCUAUACCACCCGUACCGCCGAAAGGUUCUUACGGCUUGAGUACACUUGAACAAAAUCAGGCUUUACCUUUAUCUCCAACUAAAAAGGUUUCAAAUUUAGUAUCUCGUUUUGAAAAGGUUACUCCUCCUCCUACAUCUCCAACAGCAUUAUCACCAACAAAAAGAAAUUUCACGACUCCUGAACCAAUAUCAUCUCCUACUAGAUUGCAACAGCAAAAAAGUAGGCCAUCAACAUCACCACUUUCAUCAUCUUUUGAAUUUAAUUUGCCAGAGUCCAUAUUUACUUCAAUAUCAUCAAUUCCAACUGAAUCCAAAACUGUUUUAAAAUUAAAUGGUGAUAAUAGCAACAAUAACAAGAACGAUAAUGAUGGUUUACCAAUAUCAAUUAAAUCAAAAGAUUUGCAAAAUCCUAAAUAUAAAAGUUUACCUCUAUUAGGAAAGGCCUCUUCAACAUCUGCAACUAACGACCUGUCAUUGUCAUCAUCAAAUUUUGAUGAUGUUUUCAACGAAAUCACGCCAUUUUCUUCGUUUUGCUGA
This is a messenger RNA of Entrophospora sp. SA101, 858 nucleotides long. The record is from the annotation of a GenBank genome assembly. Lineage: Eukaryota; Fungi; Glomeromycota; Glomeromycetes; Entrophosporales; Entrophosporaceae.